AUGAAUAAGCCUUGUUUUCUCAACACCCGGCAGUCAGAGCAGCGGUACUUGCAGCCGCACUUGCGGCUGUUGCUGUUUCUGCUGCUGCUGCUGCUGGAGCUCCGUUAUACUGCUGCUGCUGCUAUAGCUCCUGCUGCUGCAGCUCCUGCUGCUGCAGCUCCUGCUGCUGCUACUGCUGCAGGCCGCACGCUGCUAGGAAGCUAUUUGCUAUAUGGAAGCCCCUGCGGGUCUGCCUGUGCUGCAGCUGCAGCAGCAGCACCUUCGAGAGCAGCAGCAGCAACAGCAGCAGCAGCAGCAAAAGCAGCAGCAGCAGCAGCAGCAACAGCAGCAGCAGCAAGCGCCACUCCAUCUGCUGGCUUGAUGCAUAUUUUGGGGUCUCCUAAAUCUCUCGCCUUCACCCUUCUUGCAAGCAGCAGCAACGCCAGCAGCAGCAACAACAGCACGAGAAGCAGCAGCAACAGCAGCAGCAUCAACGGCAGCCGUAGCAGCAGCAUUAACAGCAACAGCAGCAGCAGGAGCAGCAGACGCUUUGGAUUUUUGCAGCGCAGUCCCGAGGUGAGGCCAGCAGCCAUUCGUGCGGCUGCUGCGGCUGCUGCUGCUGCUGCUGCUGCUGCUGCUGCUAGGGAGUGCUGCCGCCUCAGCGCCAGCAUACAGCCGACUACGGGCGACGCGGAGCAGCAGCAGCAGCAGCAACAACAGCAGCAGCAGCAGGAGUUGCUGCAGCAAGACAAGUACAGGAUGUUGAUCUUCAGUGAGGGUACAGCUGAGGAGAGGCAGAAGUUGUGGGGUGAGUUGCUGCAGCAGCAGCAGCAGCAGCAGUGCAGCACGGGUCUUGUAGGUAUGCAGAGCGGCUCGUUGAGUGCAGCAGCAGCAACAGCAGCAGAAGCAGCAACAGCAGCAGCAGGAGACCAGCAGCGUCUCCGUGGAUAUGCAAUAGAAGACGAAGAUUUUGUUGCUGCUAUGCCUCCCGGUCUGCCUGCCCUUCCUGCUGAGUCUCUGCAGCAGCAGCAGGAGCAGCAAGACCCGCAGCAGCUGCAGCAGCAGCAGCAGCAGCGGCAGCAGCAGCUUAUUGAAGAGCUCAAACGAGGAGAGAGACAGCAUAUUGUCCCCAGAGGACUGCUGCCUCGAAUGAAUAUCAACCAACUAAUGCUAGCAGCAGAGAAGCGGGUGCUGCCGCAUCCACAUUUAUCUCUGAUGAUAUCUGCUGCUGCUUUUAUUAUAACUCGCGAGGCUCUCGGCCCCUGCUGUCUCCCCACAGAUGCCUUUGUUAUUCCUGCCUUAGCAGCAAACCCUACUGCUGCUGCUGCUGCUGCUCCUGCUGCUGCUGGUAGUAGUAGUAGUGGUGAUGGUGGUGGUGCAGCAGCAGCAGCAGCAGCAACAGCAGCAACAGCAGCAGCAGCAGCAGCAGCAAAGCCUUAUGUUGGGACACCUCUUAAGGACUGGGAGUCUUUCCCGUGGCCGCGGUAUCUUGAGGGGCUUCGUCUAGGCGAACAAAUGGAGUCGCUGCGUUACGGGCGCGAGGUGGUUGAGAAAGAAAUGCCGGCACUCGCUAAAGCCCUCAAAGACUUGGCAACAGCAGCAGCAGCAGCAGCAGCAAAGCCUUAUGUUGGGACACCUCUUAAGGACUGGGAGUCUUUCCCGUGGCCGCGGUAUCUUGAGGGGCUUCGUCUAGGCGAACAAAUGGAGUCGCUGCGUUACGGGCGCGAGGUGGUUGAGAAAGAAAUGCCGGCACUCGCUAAAGCCCUCAAAGACUUGGACUUUGAUUGGAGACAGGGAGCAACAACAGCAGCACGUGUGCAGCGAGAAGCCGAGGAGUUUGAGUUGCUGCUGCUGUCUCUUCCUGUUUAUUUGGCAUCUCGGCCUUCUUUUGGGUCUUCUUUUCGGGGUCCCCCCUCUCACUUUGUGGUGUCUGCAGCAGCAGCAGCAGCAGCAGCAGCAGCAGCAGAGGAGACACCUGGAGUUGGGGUGUAUCCGCAGGUGACGGUGGGUUUUCGUCUUGGGGCUGCAUGCAGCGCAGCAAGACAGAAAGGAAGAUAUUUAUAUUUACCUGGGGCUCUUAAGAGAUUAGAGACAGAAGGCAGGCUGCCGCUGCAUGCAAUACCUGCGCUGCAACGAUCAAGAGCAUCUCUAGAAGACCUCAAACACUUGCUGCAACAGCAGCAGCAGCAGCAGCAGCAGCAAGAGCAGGAACUGCUGCAGCAACCAGUACAAGAGGCGCUGCCGGGAGAGGCUAAACAGCUGCAGCAGCAGCAGCAGCAGCAGCAACUGCCGCCAGACAUUCUGAGCCUUCAGAGAAGUCUAAGAGGGGAAGAAGAGGACAGCAACCAGCAGCAGCAGCAGCAACAGCAGGUGCAGCAGCAGCAGGGGGGCAGCGACGAGGAGCUGCAGGCAGCAGCUGCAGCACUUGAAAAAGGUGCUGAGUUGGAGGCAGCGCGGCAGCAGCACAACUUGGCUUCACUCCCAAGUGCAACAGCAGCAACAACAGCAGCAGCAGCAGCAGCAGCAAGUGCUGCAGCUGGAGAAGCACAGAGAGACGCUCUCAUCUCUGACUUCGACUUUGGGGCAGAAAAGGAGACACCUGCAUUCGUUUUACCGAGACCUCCCCAUCCAGCGGUUCGUCGCGUGGGUCUGCGGCGUCAGCUGCUGCAGCAGCUGCAGCAGCAGCGGCAGCAGCAGCAGCAGCAGCAAUAUCCUUUUCCUUUAUAUUCAAGGAGACAAACAGAAGGAGGCUAUCAUUAUGCCUUCGAUAUCUGGUCUUGGGAUGACGUUAUAGAGGCAAUGCAGUACUUCAACGAGAAAAUAUCACUUCUAUACGGAGCCCUUGGCGCACCCCUGAGCAGCAGCAGCAGCAGGAGCAGCAGCAGCAGCAGCAGCAUCAUGAUGAUGAGGCUGAUCUAUGGCCUAAGGAGUGGUGGGCAACGGAAGCAGCAGCAACAAGAGCAGCAGCAGCAGCAACAACAACAGCAGCAACAGUACCAGCAGCAACAACAGCAGCAGCAACAACAACAACAACAGCAACAGCAGCAGCAACAACAACAGCAGCAGCAGCAGCACCAACAGCAGCAGCAGCAGCACCAACAGCAGCAGCAGCAGCAGCAGCAGCAACAGCAGGCAUUGUUUGUUUGUUUGCUGCUGCAGGUGGCUCUUCUUCCGACAGCACCCAAUCCUGCAGUUAGAGAGAGAGACUGCAAGACAACCACUGCUGCUGCUGCUGCUGCUGCUGCUGCUGCUGCGGCUGCGGUUGUUUGCUGA
Eimeria acervulina is the source of this 3252-nucleotide messenger RNA. RefSeq lists its product as hypothetical. The record is from RefSeq and is a predicted model, not a curated record. NCBI's taxonomy places the organism in Eukaryota, Apicomplexa, Conoidasida, Eucoccidiorida, Eimeriidae. The coding region runs from base 1 to 3252 and encodes 1083 amino acids. The transcript is spliced from 11 exons.